Leopardus geoffroyi (Geoffroy's cat) is the source of this 5409-nucleotide messenger RNA. It is a transcript of the gene CCDC82, whose product is annotated as coiled-coil domain containing 82. The record is from RefSeq and is a predicted model, not a curated record. Gene Ontology annotation, cellular component: nucleus. NCBI's taxonomy places the organism in Eukaryota, Metazoa, Chordata, Mammalia, Carnivora, Felidae. The transcript has 8 exons. The coding region runs from base 1867 to 3435 and encodes 522 amino acids.
UGGUGUAAACUGCAGAGAGGAUCCUUCCUCUGCCACCCAUCCCUGCUGGAGUUAGAGAACCACCUUCAGUGUUAAAGAUUUUAAUGAAUACUGUAGUUGUCCCGGAUGCGAAACUGGCAGGAUUCACUCUGCGAAAUUGUGGAGCAUUGGCUCCUGAUUCUAAAGGGGGGAAUUAUCUUUCUCUCUCUGUUAUCUUUCCAUUUCUUAUUUCUGUCAUGUUGUGCUGCCCUGUUUUCUACCAGUGGAAGAACUGUGAUAAAUGUAUCCACAGCAAUGUGAAAAGAACGUAAUCGGAAUUAUAACACUGUAGCCCUUAAGUCAUGUAUUAUGCCGGCUUAUACUGGUGUUCCCAGUAAUUUCAUCAGGUUGUGAGCUCCGUGGAAGCAGAGGCCGUGUUGAUUUCUUCUAGUAGCGCCACGCUCCAAGCCUGUGCUGGCAUUCAAUAACCAUUUCUUUGGCCUCUUUAAGGUUUUCUCUCCAAACUAUCAUAUAAAAGGAAAUGUCAGAGAGGGGUGUUGUUUUACAAAUAGGAAUGCAUCCCUUCUGGUGAAAUUUCAAGUUAUGCCUGGGGUUCCAUUGCUCUUCAAACCUUAAAAAUGUAAACUGUCACCUGACAGGGCAGGUGAUUCCUAGAAUGAAUCUUUUCUUCAGGAUAAAUUAACCUUAAAGCCUAGGCUACACGAUAUUUCCUUUGAUGAGAAAUUCAAGUAGCAUCAUCAAGUACCUUUGAGUUGUAGGAUGACUGUGUGAGAGACAACAAUAUGGAUUUUUACCUUUAAUCUGUAUUCUUUGGCAGACUGCAUAAGCUAUGUAUAUGCCUUUUUUUUUUUUUUUUUUUUGGUUUUUGUAUAUGCCUUUUGUGUGAUAAUUCACCCAGAAGCACAAAGAUGUGAUCGUAUUGAUCUUCUUCAUUUAUUUAAUGCUUUCUGUUUGGAGUUUCUUUGUUUUUCUCUUUGCCUAAAGGUAAGGUAUUAUUAAAGAAGCUUGAUUAAAUUCUCAUUUCAAGAAAUUGAGUGUAUACUCAGCAUAUAAAGAAAUUACAUCCAUUGCAUGGAUUCUUUUUUUUUUUUUUUUUUUUUUUUUGAGUGAAUUCUGAUGACCCAAGAGAUGUCAUUUUCAUCAAUCUAGCUUCACCUUCUCAUUUCUCUCCUCAGGUUCAGUUCAUUCACCCUUUCCCUCUGUCAUCAUUCUUCCCUCCCCAGAUAACAUUGUAAAAGUAUUCAUAAUUUUAAAAGAGAAGCCAAGCACAUUUAAAUUAUCUUCUUUUUCAGUGACAGCAAUUUUGAAAUAUGAGGAGAGACCCUGGAAGUUUGGCAGUUGGCCACAUGAGACUUGAUUUAUUUAAAUAAAAUUUGUUUCUUCAAAUAUUCAAUACUGCAGUUUUCCAAAAUAAUUUUUUUUUCUCCUUAGAAACUGACUUUUUGAAAUUUUUACUUUUGGACUCAAUGGGGAAUCCUUAAAUUUUGUGAUCAAUGUCAUCAAUAAGAUGGUAGAGGGAAGUCACAAAUUUUCAUUUCUUUUACACAUUCUUUUCUUGCCUAUUGGAUGGACAGUUUCCAGAAGUUACUGGCCUAACUCACGUGCACUAAAAUUCUGUUACUAUUUAAAAAAAACUGUUUAAAAAAAUAGUUUUUUUAAAAAGCAUGUUUGUACACUCUAAACUAUUUUGGUGAUAUUUUUAUGAAACUAAAAUUUAGCAUGAAUGAGAGACAAAAUAAUGACUUUUUAAAGGCAUGGUUUUUACCACCUUGUACUAAUAUAAUAUUGGCAGCAGUCAUUGUGUAGCACUGGACAGGAAAUCAGAACUGGUUUCUAAUCCCUGCUCUGUCACUAACAAGCUGUAUGAUCUUCGAAGCUUAAGUGAAAAUGGUUCAUGUUAGAAGACACGAAACAAGGAAAAAUUCUAAAACUCAAGAGCAUGAGCAGAAAUCUCGAGUUGAUUGGAGGCGGACUAAAAGAAGUAGUAUUUCACAGUUAUUUGAUAGUGAUGAAGACCUUAAUAGUGAUGAAGACCUUGACAGUGAUGAAGAGCUUGACAGCGAUGAAGAACUUGAUAGUAACAAGGGGUUCGAUAGUAAUAAAAAGCCCGAAAAUGAAAGAAAACUUAGAUUAAUUGAAGUUGAAAGUGAAGGUAGUAGUAACUGUGAGCGUCUCAUGAACACUGGCAACAGUUCAACAUAUGAAGAAGAAAAUAACAAAAACAAACCUAGAAGUACUGACUCACCAGAUCAUGAAAAGCAUUCCAGUCAAGAGGAUGACGAUCUCAACAAACACACUGGACAGAUAAUAGAGGAGGAUUUAGAAGAAGAACACAUCAAGCGAGGGAAGAGAAAAAGGAUCUCCUCUGUUAUGUACGACAGUGAUGAGAGUGACAGCAGUGAUAUCCUAGUUCGAAAAGUAGGUGUUAAACGUCCACGUAGAGUGGUUGAAGAUGAAUGUUCUUCAGUAGAGAUGGAGCCAAAAACACCUGAAAAAACUUUAGCUGCAAGAAAGCGAGAACAAUUCCAGAAACUCAAAGAACUCUCAAAACAAAGAUCUCGUCAGAGACGCAAUAGUAGUAGAGAUUUUGAGGACUCUGAAAAGGAAUCCUGCCCAAGCAGUGAUGAAAGUGAUGAGGAGGAGGAAGAUGAUGAUUAUGAAUAUGAUGAAGAUGGAGAUGAUUAUAUUAUUGAUGACUUUGUAGUUCAAGAUGAGGAGGGUGAUGAAGAGAAUAAAAGCCAGCGAGGAGAAAAAUUGACUACAUCACAACUGAAAUUAGUAAAACAGAAUUCUCUUUAUUCUUUUAGUGACCACUAUACUCACUUUGAAAGAGUUGUGAAGGCUCUUCUGAUCAAUGCUUUAGAUGAAUCUUUUCUGGGAACAUUGUAUGAUGGCACCAGACAAAAAUCAUAUGCACAAGAUAUGUUGACAUCUCUUCAUUAUUUGGAUAACCGCUUUGUUCAGCCUCGUCUAGAGAGUUUAGCUUCUAGAAGUCGUUGGAAAGAGCUAUAUAAGGAGCGGGUAGAAAAUUAUUCUAAUGUAAGUAUCCAUUUGAAGAACCCUGAAAAUUGUUGCUGUCAGGCUUGUGGAUUGCAUCGCCACUGCAGAUACUCGGUGCAUUUAUCAGGAAAGUUGUAUAACACCAGGACUAUGGAAACAGACGAUUUCAUGUCACAUGAUAAACAGGUGUUUACUGUUGGCAGAAUUUGUGCUGAUCGUACCAGAAUUUAUCACAAACUGAAACAUUUUAAGUUCAAGCUGUACCAGGAAUGCUGCUCCAUUGCAAAGACAGAAGAAGUUGAGGAUGAACAGGUUAAAGAAACAGUGGAAAGAAUUUUCAAUCAGUCAAAAGAAAGUGGCUGGAUUAAGGAGUUUCCUACCACCACAAAAGUCAGGUCAUCGGGAUCCUCUCUCUCUUCAUUGGGAAUGGAACCAGAGUUCAUAAGAAACCAUUAGGUCAGUUAAUUCUCCUCAAUUGAAGUCAGUAUUUUGAACGCUAUCGAUUGUGAGAUUUCUAAAUCAUCCUGACCCCUCUCUUAUCUUGCCCCACCCUGGGUCUUAGCUCUUCAUCUUCAUUGCUAUCACUGGAAUUUGGGACCUCAUUACCUAACUUAUUACAAGACACUAGUAACUAAUUGCUAUACUAUUCUAGAAUGGCUGUUUUACCAUUUUUCUUAAAACACACGUCAGAUCAGGUCAAUCUCCUACCGUAUAACCUUUAGCAGGGUCACAUUGCCUGUCACAUUAUUGCUAAACUCCUUCAGCUAGCAUUUCAUACAUUUUAUUCUCUGACCACAAACUCUUUGGUUCAGUCUUCUCUUGCUGUUCCCCUACAAAACCUCAAAUUAUAGUUAAAUUCCAUAAAAUCUUGUCUUCUCACUGUUGCAUGGACUGUUGUCUGCUACAGAAAACUCUCCCCAGCAAAUCUUUGCCUAUCGAAUCCUUUUUCCCAGGACAGCUCAAGUGAUUCUCUUUCCCGAUCACUUCAACUAACCAUGGCUACUCUUCUGAACCUUCCUAACAGUGUCCAUAUACUUUGUCAUGGCACCAGUGCCAUGUACUGGUGUUGUAUUGUACACAUAGUAUUGGUGUACUCCCAGUGAACUCUGGUCUGUUUAGGAUCAGGGAAAGAGAUUAUUUUUGUACCUAGACAGUCAUGAGAAAGUAUUCAAUAUAUGUUAUGUGUUCAAACAAUUUUUGUUGAGUAAGUUAUUGAAGUUGUUAUACUUCUAUAAAUAUGGUAAUAGAAAAAUUAUAUUUUAUAAGAACAUUAUGAGAUCAAUAAUAAUGUUCAGUUUGAUCUCUUUCCGCUCCUUUAUGAGUUAGAAAUGCUUAUUUGCAAUUGUGUCCCUGUUUAUAAUGAGAUUUUUGCUCAUGAUUAUCAUGAAAUGAACAUGUUCCUGUUUGUCUCUGUAGAUUGAAAAGGCCUACCUUAUCUUCUUUGCUUUGAGUAAAAUAACUAGAUUUUUUAUUGUAUACACAGAAAUAUGGUCAACUUCAAGAAUAUCUAAAUUUGGCGGAUUACUUUCAAGAUGAGAAGUUUGACUGAAUUGUAACACAUUUCCUUCAGAGAAGAUUUUAUAAAUUCCUGUAAAUGUGAAGAUCAUGAGUCUUGUUUCUCUGUAUCAUGUGACAUUUUUAUAAAUUUUAUGUGUAUUUUCAUGGCAAAUAUCUUGUUUAAAACAUAUGUUCAUCUUAAUUUCCAUGAAAUGGCACUCACAGUCGAAUAAAAGUUUUAUCUGCUGUACAUAGAAAACAUAAGCCUAAUAAUUUUUAAGUAAGUGUAUUUUAAAGUUACAAAACAAUGCCUUUAUAACAGAUGAUCAUCAGGUGAAUGAGCGGUUCAUGUUCUGUCACCUUAGUAGACAAAUACUGUAUUUUAAAAAUGAAUUUAGAUCAACACCUACGUGUAUUUAUUAUUGAAUCCCUGCCCAGAUCUGUUGAUUAUCCUUUCCAGUAUUAAAUGAUCUGCACUGAUAUAUUGUUCACUGCUAUCAUUAUCUACACCAGAGGGCCAUGGAAGAAACCCAAUGUUUCAUUCAGUUCAAUCCCCUCACCUCAGAAGCAGACUAUAGUUUACCCAUUUCAAGUAAAGGAACGCUUUUCUCCUUUUCUAAAGUCUCCUUUGGAAAUAGAUCUCAGGCCGCCAGAGUCUUUCAACCCUCACAUUCAGGAAUAAUUUCAUGGUGUGUUUUUUCAUGCUUCAUAAUGUUCUUUAUAUUUUUUAUUCGAUUUUGUCUAAAUGCUAAUGAUUAAGAUGUAUUUUAUUUAUUUUUAUCCAUAACUUUUCCCAUAUAUGUAUUUAUGUUAGGAUCUGAAGAUCUCAGAGAGACGAAUUCAGCCAAAAAUAGUUUAAAAGCAUAUUUUGGCAUCUGCAUUGCUUUGCACAUUUAAAUUUUCUCAUAAUAAAGUAAAAUGGUUUUAUAGUGA